Paracoccidioides brasiliensis Pb18 is the source of this 207-nucleotide messenger RNA. RefSeq lists its product as uncharacterized. The record is from RefSeq and is a predicted model, not a curated record. The transcript has 2 exons. Bases 1 to 207 code for a protein of 68 amino acids.
AUGAUCAACUGUGACCCUAUGAGGCGCAGUGGAUCUGGACUGCGAACUAAGGCCCACAAUGACGAUUUGAUAUCGGCUAGGUCCGGGAACUUGACCCCUGGUUUGGGCCUCUUAGAACCCAGUAAUCCUGUUUUGAACAUGGUCGUGCUGCUUGAAGGGCGGGAUGUUCUCGAUGUUCCUAUUUCAUUUAUAAAACCAGGUCGUUAA